This is a messenger RNA of Prunus armeniaca (apricot), 1230 nucleotides long. NCBI's taxonomy places the organism in Eukaryota, Viridiplantae, Streptophyta, Magnoliopsida, Rosales, Rosaceae. The record is from the annotation of a GenBank genome assembly.
AUGGCAAAGAAAGGAAGCUCAAAGUUGAAUAUUGCUAUUAUUCAUCCCGAUCUGGGUAUAGGUGGAGCUGAAAGACUAAUUGUUGAUGCAGCUGUGGAACUCGCAUCCCAUGGGCAUAACGUUCAUGUUUUCACAGCGCAUCAUGACAAAAAUCGAUGUUUUGAGGAGACUAUUUCUGGUACCUUUCCUGUGACUGUGUACGGUGCUUUCCUACCCCGAUAUAUAUUCUAUCAUCUUCAUGCUUUGUGUGCAUAUCUACGGUGCCUUUUUGUUUCUCUGUGUAUGCUAGUCAUGUGGCCAUCAUUCGAUGUGAUACUAGCAGAUCAGGUUUCUAUUGUCAUCCCAUUGCUGAAGCUGAAGAAGUCAACAAAGGUUCUGUUUUAUUGUCAUUUUCCAGAUUUAUUGCUGGCUCAACAUACAACUAUUCUAAGGAGGAUAUAUAGAAAACCGAUAGACUUCAUAGAAGAAAUGACAACUGGAAUUGCAGAUAAGAUUCUUGUUAAUAGCAAAUUUACAGAAUCUAUGUUUGCAAAGACCUUCAAGCGUCUGGAUGCACGAGGAGUUCGGCCAGCUGUUCUUUACCCAGCUGUCAAUGUGAAUCAGUUUGAUGAACCCACCAAUUCUUACAAUUUGAAUUUUCUGUCCAUCAACCGUUUUGAGAAGAAAAAGAAUAUAGACUUGGCAAUUUUAGCCUUUUCUAUGCUUCGCACCCUUGGAGGAGAUGUGCUUCAAGACCUUAAUCUGGCUGAAGCUUCCUUGACAAUUGCAGGUGGUUUUGAUAAGCGCUUGAAGGAAAAUGUUGAGUACUUGGAGGAGCUCAGAAGUUUAGCAGAAAGGGAAGGAGUGUCUAGUCAGGUUAACUUCAUCACAUCUUGCUCGACAGCUGAAAGAAAUGCACUUCUCUCCCAAUGCCUAUGUGUUCUUUAUACGCCAAAGGAUGAACACUUUGGCAUUGUUCCUCUGGAAGCGAUGGCGGCUCACAAACCUGUUAUUGCAUGCAAUAGUGGGGGACCUGUAGAGACAGUUAAGAAUGGCGUAACAGGAUUUCUUUGUGAGGGUAACUCAAGAGAAUUCUCCUUGGCUAUGGCUAAACUCAUUCAAGACCCACAGAUGGCACAGAGAAUGGGUAUGGAAGCUCGAAAGCAUGUUACGGAGUCGUUCUCUACAAAAAUAUUUGGUCAGAAUUUGAAUCAAUACCUUGUUGAUGUUGCUCGGACAAAGAGAGACUGA